Messenger RNA from Ostrea edulis (European flat oyster), 1640 nucleotides. Its product is annotated as prolyl 4-hydroxylase subunit alpha-1-like. Gene Ontology annotation, biological process: peptidyl-proline hydroxylation to 4-hydroxy-L-proline. The transcript is spliced from 13 exons. Gene Ontology annotation, molecular function: procollagen-proline 4-dioxygenase activity; iron ion binding; L-ascorbic acid binding. Gene Ontology annotation, cellular component: endoplasmic reticulum. NCBI's taxonomy places the organism in Eukaryota, Metazoa, Mollusca, Bivalvia, Ostreida, Ostreidae. Bases 1 to 1608 code for a protein of 535 amino acids. The record is from RefSeq and is a predicted model, not a curated record.
AUGGGAGCAAAAUAUGGAGUUUUUGUUUUUCUGCUUCUUAUCCAUGUAAAUUGUGAAAUUUACACAUCUAUACAAAAACUAACAGCCUUAGCGGAAAUGGAGAGCAAAUUGUUUGUGGAUUUUGAGAAUUUUUUGCGGCAAUCGGAGGCCCAAGGGGCAGUUAUUCCAGAGAGUAUGACCAGAUUUUACCACGAAAGAAAAAACGAUACUCUCCUCGAUAAUUGCUCCAAUAUGGCUAAUCCUAUUAGGGCAUUCUAUCUGAUACAUAGAGUCUAUAAUGACUGGGGUGAUGUAUUGAACACCAUAAGUAGCAAUCAAACAAUUGCUACUCAGCCCAGUGUAGCAGAUUUCAGAGCUCUUUAUAGAUUAGCAAUGACAAAGUUAAGAUUUUGGCCUGUUCGCAAUGAUGUCGAUGGGUCAGCUGACAACAUUUUGCGUCUGUGGUCUACAUAUGGCUUUGACACGACGGACAUUCUGAAUGGAAAAAUAGCAUCUAUUAGCACAAGGCGAAUGAAAUCUGUUGAAAUUGAGGCAUUGUCAAACACGGCGGGACUCAUACCUCUACCCUACUACCAGCUGAUCUUGCUGUGUGAACUUUCUAAUAGAACUCACGAUGAGACUGAGAGAGACCGAUAUCGAAGGAAAAUAUCCAAGAUUUAUUAUUGGACCAUAACAAAGAAAAUUCCAAUUUUGCGUGCACCAACACUUGCUUAUACAGAUAUUCCUAAAUUAAGUCAGCACAAUAAAGUUCUGAGAAAAGCAAGCAAGACCACCAUAUCCCAAGAGGACAUUAACGAAUUGCUAGAACCACCUAGCGUUUUUGAAAAACUCUGUCGUGGCCCUCUGAAAACGAAGAAAGAGGAAUCUUUGAUGCGCUGUUUUCUAAGAGAGACCGCUGUUCCAUUCUACCUGGCAAAAGAGGAGGUUGUGAACAUUGAACCUCGGGUUUCUCUUUUCCAUGACGUUAUAUCCGACCAUGACAUCACCUAUUUAAAAAGAGAGGCAACCAAAAAGCUGAGUCAGUCGUUAACAUCAGAUGGAGUAAAUCGAAUCCGAGUCAGUCAAACUGGUUGGAUUCGCGAUUCUGCUCACCCCAGAAUCUCCAGACGUCUCAGCAAACGUAUAGCUAACAUUGUGAAUCUUGACACCACAUACAGAAAUAGAGCAUCGCCAGUCGAAGAAUGGCAGGUUUUAAGCUACACAACUGGAGGACAUUAUGGAGAACAUAUAGACCCUGUACAUACUGAAGAAUUGCUGUGGGAAAUGACAGAAAAAAAGCAGAAACAUCUACCAUUGCCCAAUAGGUAUCAGGGACAAAGGAUUGCAACCUGGAUGUUCUACCUGAGCGACGUCGAUAGCGGUGGGGCUACUGUGUUUCCUAAAUUGAAGGUCCGCGUCCCGGUGGUUAAGAGAGCGGCAGCAUUUUGGUACAACAUAAGUCCCAAUGGUGAGAUAGACCACAGAAUGGUACAUGGUGGAUGCCCAGUCAUCAUUGGGUCUAAAUGGGUUUGUAAUAAAUGGAUUCGCCAAAGUGGACAAGUGCUAAAGCGGCUUUGUGGACAAACAUAUGAAUCAGAGGACUUGUAUCCCGAAAAAUACAUGCCGUAAUUUGCAGUCGAGCCUCUUUUGUUAUGUAAAGC